UAAGAAGUGCCACGUCUCGAGUUGUUCCAUAAGCAUUUGCUACCCAUUUUUUCAUUUAUGAUUUUACUUUUAAGUAACCAACAAAUAAAUAAAUGCGGCGAAUGACGCUUUCAGUGUGAGAUCGGCACCUAGAAAUCGACGGCCGCGACAUGAAGCAAAAAACAUGGCCGGAUCGAUCCGACGGCGUCCGCUUCACUGCUUUUCCCUUGUCGAAACCCAACGACAAUGAAGAAAAUAUCAUAUUAUCGAGGCGUUCCAAGAUCGGUUCAAAACCUUCAUUAUCGCCGACCGACGGCCCUGAUUUCUCGGCUCUCCCUUUCGACAUCUUGACGAAAAUCGCGGCGUCGUUUAAUUUUCCGAACCUUCUAGCGGCUUCGCUGGUUUGCCGGUCAUGGAGGGACGCGCUCCGGCCGUUGAGGGAAGCGAUGAUGCUGCUGCGUUACGGGAAGCGAUUCAAGCACGGCCGUGGCGGUGUUCGGCGUAAUUUGGAUAAAGCUCUCGACUCUUUCUUGAAAGGCGCUGCGCGUGGAUCUACGCUUGCUAUGGUCGAUGCGGGGCUUGUCUACUGGGAAAGGGGUCUAAAAGAAGAAGCAAUUGCUCUUUACCAGAAAGCCGCCGCCCUUGGCGACCCUGCCGGCCAGUGUAAUCUCGGAAUUUCAUACUUGCACGCUCAACCUCAAAAUCAUAAGGAAGCUGUAAAAUGGUUGCAUCAAGCUUCAAUUGGGGGCUAUACACGAGCUCAGUACCAGUUGGCGCUUUGCUUGCAUCAAGGUCUUGGAGUUCAUCGAAAUCUUUACGAAGCAGCAAAAUGGUAUCUAAAAGCUGCUGAAGGUGGAUAUGUUCGUGCAAUGUACAAUGCUUCACUUUGUUAUUCAUCUGGGGUAGGUUUGUCGCAAAGUCGUCGACAAGCAAGGAAAUGGAUGAGGAGGGCAGCUGAUCGUGGUCAUAGCAAAGCUCAAUUUGAACAUGGACUUGCUUUAUUUUCUGAAGGGGAAAUGAUGAAAGCUGUAGUGUACCUUGAACUUGCCACACGUUCUGGUGAAACAGCUGCAACUCAUGUAAAAAAUGUCAUCCUUCAGCAACUCUCAGCAACUUCUCGUGAACGGGCGCUCCUUCUUGCCGACAAUUGGCGUGCUUUGCCUUCAUCUCGCUAAGUAUAUCAAGAAUACUUACUUUGUCGUAUACUCCUGUAAUUGCCUCAUUCCCUUUUGAUUGUCUUUAUGCUUGAUGACAGCUCUAAGUAUAUAGAUGCCCUAACUGUUUUCCUUUUGCUUCCAGCGUCUUUAAUCCUGUCUCAACAUCCUAUAUGAUUUAUCUUAUUUCUUUUUGCCGCGAGGAAGUGAAGUUCCUCUAAACCUACUACUUUUAGGAAGGUGCAGCUACGUUAGGUCACAGCCUAUGUUACUCAAAACUCAGGUGUGAUUGUUAGAUAUCAAAUACAGAUGUGAUCAGCUUUUUCUAAGGUUUUUAUCUUAGGUAUGGUUAUAUCCGCACACUUGUGAUAGACAUAAUUGUAGAACACGGGUUCUUAAGAAAAAAAAGUCAAGUCGGUACAAUAUAGGUCACAACCAUUAAGUUAUUGCCUCAACCGUAUCUUAUAGUUCAUCAGGUUAUCUGUUUCAACUGUUUGUAUUUCUUUAUGUUUUGCUGUUCUGUUUUUCCUUAAUGGGGGUAGAGACUGAAGAUAAAAGAAAUUGGCUUCUGAGGUUUCAAGUGCUUGGUUGUAUAUUUGAAUGAGCAAUGGGAAAACGUGUUACGAGUUUUAACA
Molecule: messenger RNA, 1768 nt
Organism: Gossypium raimondii (Peruvian cotton)
Lineage: Eukaryota; Viridiplantae; Streptophyta; Magnoliopsida; Malvales; Malvaceae
Product: F-box protein At1g70590
Exons: 4
Coding region: 150-1154 (334 amino acids)
Molecular function (GO): protein binding
Source: RefSeq, a predicted model, not a curated record